CUUUUCACAGCAUUUUGCAUGAAAGUGGCAGUCUGCGAGGAUUACCCAGUUUGAGGGCUAAAAACAGGAAUACAACUUGGGUGCUAAUUUAGACUCAAGGCAGAACGGAAGACAUGGGCUCUGUUUCUAACCAGGAAUUUCCAGGAGUGUGUAAGACUGAGGAGGAUGAAGGACCGAGUACCGAGGAGGAUUCACAGUCUUUCCACGGGGUCGGCGUGUGCAAGUGGUUCAACGUCCGCAUGGGCUUCGGGUUCCUGUCCAUGACGAGCCGGGAGGGAGUCCCGCUGGACGAGCCGGUGGAUGUUUUCGUCCAUCAGAGCAAACUUCACAUGGAGGGCUUCCGCAGCCUUAAGGAAGGUGAGGCAGUCGAGUUCACCUUCAAGAAGUCGUCAAAGGGCCUGGAGUCCCAGAGAGUUACAGGACCAGGGGGCAUCCACUGUGUGGGCAGUGAGAGGAGACCCAAAGGAAAGAACGUCCAGAAACGGCGUUCCAAGGGAGAUAGGUGCUACAACUGUGGAGGCCUGGACCACCAUGCCAAAGAAUGCAAGCUACCACCCCAGCCCAAAAAGUGCCAUUUCUGCCAGAGCAUUGACCACAUGGUUGCCAACUGCCCAAUCAAAGCACAGCAGUCCUCACCAGGUUCUCAGGGAAAACCGUCCUCGGUGAAAGGGGACGAGGAGGAGCACAGCCACUCGGCACCGCUUCCCGAGACCUCUGAUUGAACAAGUAAAUAUGCGUCAAGGAAGCCGGGGAAGCACAGAGGCCAAUCAAACUGCUUUACUGGAGAGAAGGGUCACAAUAUCCCUUCCACUUGGUGAGGCUGCUUUUGGAACUACCUCAGGUUGAAAAAAUAUUGCUCAUGAAGAAUGUUGCUGAAGGUGUUGUUUUCAUUUGGUGUAACACUCAGGAAUACUGCUGUACUACUGAACUCAGGAAGUCUUUUAAAUGUAUUAAUCACUGCUGUUGAUUGAGGGGUUUGAGAUUAUAAUGAAUAAUGCCAUAUAACAGAUUAUUUUGAUGAUUUUUUUUUUUUUUUUUUGUAGAUUCUGCAUUUCAUACUGUGCCUCUUGUAUGGGCAUUAGACCUCCUCUGCUUUUUCGUAGUAAUAUUCACUCACUGUGUUAAGCAUAUAGCUACACUUGCUGCCUUACCAUUUUGACUCUUUUCCUGAUUGUUACACCUCAAUAUCCGACAAAACAGAGUCGUGACAGUACCUCUGUGAUGAAUGUCAGUUUGCAUAUCGCAUGGGGAAUGGGCGGGUAUGUGAAAAAGCGUGGGACGGGGUUUAGGGUAUAGCUAUAGGCAAUGUAUUGGCAUCUGCCAGUAUUGCAAGUGACCAUCCAGAUUACCUGGGGCCAAAUGAAUGUCAGACCAGAAGUCUUUUCUGGCUUUUGGUUGGAGGUAUACGAGUCAUUUCAUUGUUUUGGUCCAGCAUUUUGCUGGUUGUUUAAGGUGCACGGUCUACCUCAUUGGUGCGUGUUUGGUCUGCUACAAAAACCUUUUAUCCUUAAGUGAUAGGAAACCAAAUAUUCUCUGCUCAGAGUACAGCUUUCGAGAUUGUGAUGUAGAUUGGGAUUAAAUCAAAUCCUUCUUGCACUACAUUAUUAACACAGAAAUGUCCUGGUACCGAUAUUCGUACAAAACUUUUCUUUUAACUUGAAGCAUUAUGUGACUCAGCUUCGCAGUGGUAGUAUGUUCUCUUGUCAGUUGACUGCUGGGCAAAAAUACUGCUACUUUGUAAGUAGUUACAUUUGGAUUUGACUGAAUUCCAAUCAAUGUGAUAAUAUACCCAAUAUAUGUAGAGCACCACCUCUAUAGUAAGAUACUUGACCUGGACUGAGUUACUGAGUGGUUCAGCUAGCUCUACACUUGAUACUUGAAUAAACUGAGGCAGAAUCAGACAUGAUGUUGCUAGUGGGAAGGCUGGUGUUUUUUGUUUUCAUCCAGUGUGGUCCAUUACUAGGUAGCUUUUAAAGACAUUACCUCCUAUGACCCUUAGCAGGGUAAUAGUUCAGGAACACCAAGCCUGCAUGGAGGAGCAUGUAGAACUAGCUAGCUAUUCAGCGUUUUACUCCCGUUUUACAGGAGAAGCUGACAAGACUUUUACACCCAAUUAAUAUAUAUGUAAAAUUAUUCUAAAGCCUUUUUAAAAAAUCAUACUACUUAUUUAUUUUCAUCCAAGUGUGCUGCAGUUUCUCCUUUCGCUCCUUUUAAAGCCCUCUCAGCGAUGAAUGUUCUCCUAGACAUCAGAAAGCUGCCGAAUGUCGUUCAAAGCUACAUUUGACUUGAGAAUUUAUUUGGGUAACGCUUAUCAUCAAGGUACUCAUAUUGUUAUGUAAGUUUUACUAUCUGUACUCUGUAACCCUUGUUGUAAAUCAUCGUCACUGUCCUUAAUGAUAAUUCAGUGCAGUAUGAAUGCAGUGCAACAAUGAUACAUGACAUUAUAAGGGUUAUAAUGUACUCACUGAGCAGGGACAUAGUAGUAUGAGGACUUAUGUAAACUGUGACUUUUAUUUCCUUUGCCUUGUGUAAUUUUUUUUUCUCUAUUUUUAUACUCGGUGAACCUUCCCAAGGGGGGGCCCACUUGUGAUAUCUCUCUAUCUAUGCCAAAACCAAUGCAAUGUUACUCUGCACUAAUCAUGUGUAAGAUGCAUUAAUAUCUUUUAUAUUCAGUUUAAUCUUUUGUAACUAUGUGUUUCAUAUUUUUAUGUUUAGUUUUUUUUUGUUUGUUUGUUUGUUUGUUUUUUUAGUUUUUGAUUAACCGCAUACAGUUGAUUGCCUCCACUCUCAGGCUUAUCUCAGGAAUUGUCAAUCUGAAAACUCAGGGAAUAAUUCAGAUUGAUUGGUAGGAGUCGAGGAGUGUUCACUCAUGGCAAAGUUGGGAUGCAGUGCAAAGGACAAAGGUGAUGUGGGUACUGAAAUAAUUUGCCCUCAGUUGUGUGUCCACUUGUGAGUGUGUUAGUGGAACAGAAAAGUCCUUUCUGCUCAUCCACGGAAAAUACAGAAAUAUUUGUCAAGAAAUCAGUUGCAAGUUACGUAAAACAGUAUAAAUAUCUUGAUAUAUACAGGCUUUUUUUUUUUUACUUUUAUAUUCUUAUACUUUGUCAACUUAUCAUGCAACUAGUCUGAUGUUCCUUAUUUUCUCCUCUUUGACAUAACAUGCCAUGAUAUGAUAUGAAGAAAAUGUUCCGCUAUUAUUGUAUUUUUCCUCUAUAAUCGUUGUAGAUGGGGAUGUAGUAGAAUAUUGUUAAGGGAUUGGGGCUAGUAGUAUUUAAAUUGGGGUUGUCUCAUCUCAAUACAUGGUAUUUCAGACUAUCAAUGCUUAUGACAAAAAAGAAUGUGUCAUGGACGACUUACUUAACACUCAUCAGAUCUUGUUGCACACCCAGAUCUUCUUGCGCUGGGUGAUGGUCGUACAAAUUUUCCAAGUUCUAAAAACACACAGCAAUAUAUAUUUUUAAGAAAGAAACUGCUCAGGAUAGGAAAGGAGGGCAAGGGUUGUUGAAGCAAGUGUUGUGGCUCGGCUUUUUUCAGUAUGUUUCAGUUGAAGUUACUGUUCAUGACCUCAGUACUAGUAGGAUCCUCUAACUUGAAUACUUUCCAGUCUUUCCAUUUAAAAAUUUAAAAAAAAAAAAAAAAAAAACAUUGAAAAUUGGAUUACAGGAAACUUAUUGUACU
Messenger RNA from Myripristis murdjan (pinecone soldierfish), 3678 nucleotides. It is a transcript of the gene lin28aa, whose product is annotated as lin-28 homolog Aa. Lineage: Eukaryota; Metazoa; Chordata; Actinopteri; Holocentriformes; Holocentridae. Bases 114 to 722 code for a protein of 202 amino acids. Gene Ontology annotation, molecular function: zinc ion binding; mRNA binding. The transcript is spliced from 4 exons. The record is from RefSeq and is a predicted model, not a curated record. Gene Ontology annotation, biological process: pre-miRNA processing. Gene Ontology annotation, cellular component: cytoplasm; nucleus.